This is a messenger RNA of Phlebotomus papatasi, 1274 nucleotides long. RefSeq lists its product as uncharacterized. The record is from RefSeq and is a predicted model, not a curated record. Gene Ontology annotation, molecular function: N-acetyltransferase activity. Bases 196 to 918 code for a protein of 240 amino acids. The transcript is spliced from 2 exons. Lineage: Eukaryota; Metazoa; Arthropoda; Insecta; Diptera; Psychodidae.
AAAAUAUGCUGUGUGAGAUGUUGUGUUACAUUCUUCUAAAAGUUUAAUAAGUUAAUUGUGUGAUAAGUCAGUUAUUUUCAUAAUAUUUCCUACUAUCAGUUGGUGAGGUAGUACAGUAUUCUUUAACUGAAGUGCUAUAGUUUCUUCAUUGUUCUUUUCAAUUGUGAAGUACUUAUUGGUUUAGAUAUAGCAAAAAUGCAUUGGAAAAGACCUGAAAUAGUGCCAUUUCCUAGUGUUUGGCUGACAUUUGAAGCAAAAGAUCCUGAUUCUGGAAAGAUUGUUAAGUAUAAGAUCCAAGAUUUACCUGAGAAUCGCUACCAAGAAGCCCUACACCUCAUGCGUACAAUUUUCAUUCGAGAUGAAGUUAUAUGUAAAGCUUUAGAUCGUGCCAAUGACGAAGUAGUUGAAGGAAAAUCAGCAGAUUUUUGGGAGUACGUUUUAGCUCAAAAAAUAACUUUGGUGUGUUUUAAAGAUGGUUCUGAUGAAAUUUGUGGUGUUAACUUCUUAGAAGUGCAUGAGAAAAAUGUAGAAGAUGAUGUAAAAGAAAUUACCAAUAAGAAGGUACAAAACAUUAGGAAAACUUUUGAGUUCAUCGAAAGUAAAGCUGAUCCUUUUGGUCGUUAUGAAGUGGAUAAAUAUCUGAAUGCACGAGGUCUUCUUGUUCUACCAAAAUAUCGUGGAAUUGGACUGUCAACGGAAAUUCUUAAAGCCAGAGUUCCUGUAUGUAGAGCUUUAGGACUGAAACUAACCGCCUCGACUUUUACCGGAAUUGCAGCACAAAAAGCAGCCGCAAAAGCUGGAUUUGUAGAAGAUUAUUCUGUGCUCUAUGAUGAUCUAGCAAAGUAUGAACCUUUUGUUGUUUUCCCCAAUAUUACUGCCCCAUCAGCAAAAUUUAUGAGUCUACGCAUUAUGGACUAAAACUUCCUUUUCGUUUUGGUAAAAACAAACCUAUUUAAUGCUGCGCAUUAAAUUGAAACAAUUUAACAAUUAGUUUUAUAACUCAUUAACACUCCACAUUUUUUGCGUUUGGUGUCGGUCGUGUAGUUUAUCUGUAAGUGUUGUAUAAUUUCAUGGAUUCUCACUACAUGGAUACUAUCUGUCUUUAUAACAGAGGUUCUUAAGUUUGCAUGCUAGAGCCGGGUUGUUUGAGUAUAAUUGGAUUUGACUUUGAAGGGGGCGUGACCUAUUUCUUCUGACCUUGGCAUUGUAAUUGUUCGCGUCUCGGAAAACAAUCUUACAAAAGUUUUUCUUAAAAAUAAAGAAAAUUUAAUCAC